Xenopus tropicalis (tropical clawed frog) is the source of this 519-nucleotide messenger RNA. RefSeq names its product interleukin 10 (gene il10). The transcript has 5 exons. The coding region runs from base 1 to 519 and encodes 172 amino acids. Gene Ontology annotation, biological process: immune response; regulation of cytokine production. Lineage: Eukaryota; Metazoa; Chordata; Amphibia; Anura; Pipidae. Gene Ontology annotation, molecular function: cytokine activity. Gene Ontology annotation, cellular component: extracellular region. The record is from RefSeq and is marked provisional.
AUGAAAUUUUGCCUGUUGUUGACCCUGUUCUUCUUCACAUGCAAAACGGUGAAAUGUCAAAGCGGAGAUGCUGAGGGAAAUUGCAGUCGGGUAGUUAACAUAUUCCCUGCUAAACUCAAAGAAUUAAGGGCUACCUUUCAGAAGAUCAAAAAUUUCUUUCAAAUGAAGGAUAACGCCCUGGAAAUUGUCUUACUUCAAGAUGAUUUGCUACAGGAAUUCAAGGGCAACUUGGGAUGUCAGUCUGUGUCUGAAACAAUUCGAUUCUACUUGGAAGAAGUUUUACCACAAGCCAAUCAUUACAAAAUGAAUGUCAGCUUCCUCAAGGACAAGUUGUUGGAUCUGAAGCACACCCUGCGACGUUGUCAUAACUUCCUGCCAUGUGAGAGAAAGAGCAAGGCUAUCAAGCAAAUUAAACAAACAUAUAAUAAGAUGCAUGAGCAAGGUAUCUACAAGGCAAUGGGAGAAUUCGAUAUUUUGAUUGACUACAUAGAAGACUAUCUAAUGUCCAGGAAGAAGUAG